This is a messenger RNA of Boleophthalmus pectinirostris (great blue-spotted mudskipper), 2343 nucleotides long. It is a transcript of the gene tcf25, whose product is annotated as transcription factor 25 (basic helix-loop-helix). The record is from RefSeq and is a predicted model, not a curated record. Lineage: Eukaryota; Metazoa; Chordata; Actinopteri; Gobiiformes; Gobiidae. Gene Ontology annotation, cellular component: RQC complex. Gene Ontology annotation, molecular function: protein binding. The transcript has 18 exons. The coding region runs from base 149 to 2164 and encodes 671 amino acids.
GGGCAGUAAUGGGAUUCAGAUCCAGUGGUGCUGUAGAAUUGAAACUAAAGAGAAAGCGUGUGGCUCUGUCGUUCGUAGACUGUAUGGUGUCGAGUUUGUUUUGGUAACAUUUUAACUUAUUGAACACGCUUUAUUUUAAGUGUGAAUCAUGUCCACUCGGGCUUUGAGAAGGUUGAAGGGGAAGCAGCGGGGUCAGGAGGCUCUGAGCCCCGGGGACCUCACUGAGGGGGAUAGUUUUGAGGAACAGGUUGAGGAGGAGGGGGCAGAGACGGCUAAUGUCCCUGUAUCGUCCAGCAGCCGAAAAGCAAAGAAGAACAAGGGUCAGAAGAACUUCAGCAACAUUUAUGAAGUGAUUUGUGAUGAAGACAUUGAGGCAGAGAAAAUCUCACCUGAUGAAGUUGCUGAAAAAACAGAUGACCACACUAAAACCCAGUCCUUGGAAGGCAUAGAUUCAAACCAUGAAGCCACAGCAUCUAAGCUUGGAGACAAAGCAAAGAAAAAGAGGAAGAAGAAAAAAAACAGAGCCACACCAGAAAAUGGACAGGAUGCAAUGCCAGAUGAAAACAUAGAUUUGAUAAUGGAAAAAUUGGAACAGUCUAAUAGUCAUAGUUUACAAAGCGCCAAUUGUGGAGGUCCAGACCGAAAAGCUGCCCUUCAUGUUGAACACCGGAAUCUCAACCCAGAGACUGAGUUGAAGAGAUAUUUUGGGGCAAGAGCAGUUCUUGGAGAACAAAGACCGCGGCAGAGAAACAGACACUUUCACAGGAGCACAUGGAUGACUAGCCCGAAAGACAGCUGGCCUCGCUUUAGUCGCCCAGGAAUUUCUAUGUCUUUGCUCCAGUCAAAAGAUGGCAUACACUAUUUCACUUUUGAACACAACCGUGAAUACCAACAAGUACAGUUCAAGUUCUUUGAUGCGGUCGAGUCUAUGGAUCCCAACAACAUUGUGGCUCUUCUUCAACUCAACCCGUACCACAUCGAUUCCUUAUUGCAGCUCUCAGAUGUUUGCCGCAUACAAGAGGACCAGGAGAUGGCCAGAGACCUUAUAGAAAGAGCAUUGUACAGCUUUGAAUGUGCUUUUCACCCUCUCUUCAAUUUGACCUCAGGAAUGAGUAGAUUGGAUUAUCUCAGACCAGAGAACAGGGCUUUUUAUUUGGCCCUAUACAAGCACAUGAUGUUUUUGGAGAAGAGAGGGUGCCCACGGACAGCAUUGGAAUAUUGCAAAUUAAUCCUAAGUUUGGAUCCAGACUCUGACCCCCUAUGCAUGCUGCUGCUCAUUGAUUUCCUGAUGCUCCGUUCAAGAGAAUACCAGUGUCUUAUCCAGUUGUAUCAAGAUUGGGAGGAACACCGGAAUCUCUCCCAGCUGCCAAAUUUUGCAUUUUCCAUUGCCCUUUGUCAUUUCCAUCUGAGCCAACAGGAAGAUAUGGACCCAGAGGAAAGUGACAAACUCAGACAUGAAGCAGAUCAGAUGCUGCAAGAUGCUCUCAUAAUGUUUCCUGGAGUCUUGAUGCCUUUACUGGACCUCUGUACAGUGCAACCGGACACCACAGUCACCUCACAUGCCUUCUUUGCCCCAAGAACUCACAUAGGGCAGCCUCAGGCUCUGGCUGAACUGACGGCACUAUUUGUCGGGCGAAGUUUCAGCCUAUGGAGAGAAGCCACAGUGAUGCAGUGGCUAGAAACAAAUGUACAAACUGUGCUUCAUCGAGUAGAUGUCAAAGAUCCUCUGAUAGAAGAUUACCAGAACAAGAGAAAGCAGAGAUACCAGAGUGCACCAAGGAACAUCCAUCGACAUGUCCUCCUGUCUGAAAUCAAAGGAGCCACUUCCAGUCUACCUCUUGAGGUGACAACGCAACCAGUGAUGGGCUUUGACCCUUUACCACCUUUAGACUCCAUCAUAACAUACACACGGCCAGAGAGACAGCAUGCCGGAACAUCGAAUGAGAGCACUUUGUCUCUCUUUUUCCGGUCUUUGUUGCCAAAUUUCAACCUUCAAGAUGGACAGAGACAAGGUGAUGAUCAGGAAGUCGCUCGGGCAGGACAAGAACUGAACCAGGAAGUGAAUCGACUGAUGGUAGCAAUGAGAGACAUGCUUGCUAACAUACGGUUUCAAGAGCCCCCAGGGGAAGACAACCCUUACAGAGAUGAAGAAGAGUGGGACUGAGACAGAGAGGUGGAUCACACAAUCAAGAUAAAUUAGCUUUUCUUAAUGAUGAUGCAGAAAAAUAAUGGACAGCAGAUUAUUGAAUAAUCUCAUAUGAGGAAUCCUGAGCUUUAUGUUUUGUUAUUAUUGUAAUUUUGAGCCUUGGUACAUGGAUUAAACAGAUAUUACCAAUGUUUAAA